Molecule: messenger RNA, 4633 nt
Organism: Stereum hirsutum FP-91666 SS1
Lineage: Eukaryota; Fungi; Basidiomycota; Agaricomycetes; Russulales; Stereaceae
Exons: 16
Coding region: 24-4001 (1325 amino acids)
Cellular component (GO): trans-Golgi network
Source: RefSeq, a predicted model, not a curated record
CCGAAAUCAGGACGUUUGAGAAUAUGCGUCUGAGUGACAUUCCUCCUGGAACGAAAGACGACAAAGCUCGAUUCAUGCCUAGCCCCAAGUCGAAGGGCUACCUUCACCUAAGUUUCCCAUCUCAUCCACCACCCGGAGAACACUUCAGAAUGUCCCUGUUCCGGCCUUCGCUCUUUCCUCUUGGUAUUAUAGGCAUUGCCUCGUGCUCUCAAACGGAUUCAUUAUCCUCCAUACUCGCCGAAUUCAAUGCCGCCAUAGCGGACAUGUUCCCGCCUGGCUCCAUGUUCCCUUUGGCGAAGAGCUGCUUCGUCUUUGAAGAAGGGGACGGCACCACGAAUCUCAACCUCGGCGAUCAUCUACCAGGCCUGGUAAUCAUCCCGAGCAUGAUGGGCAACAAGAAGGAGAAUAUAGAAACUCUACUUGCCGACUUGUUGUCCAAUAUUCUUGGCGAGUUCUCUGUUGUGAUGCAAACCCUCGAGAGUCCUCUCGGAAACGAAUAUCUGAACGGAACCGUCUUUCCACAACUGCCUUUGGCUUCUGACAUGCCAAAACCAUUGGUGGACGAACCGGACUCUAUAUCACCUCUGCCGUCACACAAUAGUCAACCAGAGCUUGCCAGAAUGAAGUCGCCAAACUUUCUCAAGCGGACCUCAUCCAUUGGUCCAGCACCGAAUGCCCGACAGUCUGCCUUAAUCGUACCUCGAGCACCAAAGCGUCAGAGCACCAUCGGCGUCUCGUCAAACGCGGGGAGAUUGUUCAAGGUCCUCGGAGACUUCUUCCUCUUAGCUGGACGUAUAGAAGAUGCCUCUAUAUGGUAUACAGAGGCCAUCGUAUUGUUUAAAUCGCUACCAGAUGCCGUUUGGCACGGUUCCGCUCUGGAAGGUCUAGCAAUUGUAUCUAUGCUGGAAAGUUGGUCAGCAGGGCAAGGAUUACAAUCGUCGUUCAGUAAUUCAAGCCUACCUUGGUCCGAGAUCUCAUCAAAAUUAGAACAAGCCGUUGCGCUGUACACAAAGGUCAUCCCAUCACACGACGCAGACCAACACUUCGACUUGCUCGUCUAUAUCUACGUCACCGCAAUCUUGCGACAGUCUUCCCUCUUGUUCGCAACUUGGUCCGCCAAGGGAUGGGGUCCCCUCGCAUUCACAGCGAUGCUCCAUCCAGGACCCCAUCCUUACAUCCCUCCCACUCUCUCCAGUUCUGACCAAGACAUGUAUGCCGCUCGCGAAAGACUGUCAACCACAUCCGGCAUCUCGCGAGUACAGGUCGCCACAAUGCUUGCGCAGGCUCAUGGGCCAUGGUUGCUUCAUCUCAGCCAUCGCGAAAGAAUCAAUGUUUUGGAGACCAUCGCGUCAAUGUAUUCCUUCCUAGGCUACCACCGGAAAGAGGCAUAUGUGCUUCGUGAAGUCAUAGGUUGUGUGAUGGAUCUUGUCGUUUGCGGACGAGAAGAGGCCGGCUAUGGGGAUUAUUCUCCAGGGUUUCCUUCUUCGGUCACUAACUCCAUGAGUUUCGUGCGGGAAGGUGACAAGGGCGCGGUUGCAGUCAAGGAGACCGACAGAUCGGAUGGGAACGAGAGUAUUUUCCGGCUGGUGAAGUACGUGUGUAGGGUGCAUGGCAUCAAUUUGGAGGCCGUCAGCCUUUCUUCGGAUACAGAUGGGGAGAGCAAACCAUCCGAUGCCGAUUCGGACGAGGGAAUCAUGGCUGAUCCGUAUGGAUGGCCUGAGCUACAGAUAGGUAUCGUUAGGGAGGCGUUGGCAGUUGCUGAAGCACUUCCAGAUCUUCCGGCUACGGCACAAAUCGCCCUGUCUGCUCUUAAGACUUUACAUGCUGUGCUGAGCGAAGAUGAUCAGAUGCAUUUCUAUUCUAUCUCCACUCGGGCAUUGAAUACUGCCCGGCGACGAGGUGACAAGAGGUCGAUAGAGUAUUGGUCUGGUCAACCUGUCGUUAGCAUUGAACUCAUGCCAUCAUCGCCAAUCAAAGUUCUUGUUGAGAAUCCGGUCUCUGUCUUGACGCCGCGACAGGAGAAGGGAACCAGCAUUCUUACCGGGAUGAAGGACCCAUUUCUGUACAAUCCACGGAGGUUGACCUCCUCACAGGGCCGUACCUUGGUUGUAAGAAACGAGAGCCUGGAGUUCGUCGUGACAUUGCGCAAUCCAUAUAUCUUCGACCUUGAGCUACAGAGUCUAAGCCUAAGUACUUCUGGCGUUCCCUUCGAAUCGUUCCCCAUCCCCGUCAUCGUACCCUCCAACUCCUAUCACUCUGUGACCCUCACCGGCAAACCCCUCGAAUCCGGCACACUCACAAUCAAAGGCUGUUUCGUCCAAGCCUACGGUAGCGCCAUUCGCGAGUUCGUCAUCCCGCUCGCUACGCAAGAAGAGGAGGACAGACGAUCUAAACGCCGGAGCACGAUCGCGCUCGAGAGCGGAAGGUCGAAGUAUGCUGGUUUGGAUUCGAGGCCUUGGGAGAAGAGCGAGAAGAGGAACAGUAGGCAGCAACAACAACAGCAGGGGAAGGGGACGGGGGCGGGUGCUUUGUUGAGGUUUGUGGAGUGUAAAGUCGUGCCGGAGCAGCCUUUGUUGAGGAUCAGAUGGAGCUCGUUGACACAUGGGGCUGUCAUGCUGUACGAUGGAGAGAAGUCUACGAUCCGAUUGACGCUGGAGAAUGUGUCGUCAUUGCCCGUUGACUUCGUCCGCCUUUCGUUCGAGGAUUCUACGAUUCCUCCAGCACAACAGGCACUGGCAGAGGGCGAGAUGUCCGUUUUCGAUACUUAUGAGACGGAAUACGAGCUGAUCAGCCGGCCGGUAUUCGCCUGGGACCACGAGAACGAACAGAAGGACGUUCCUCCGGAGAAGAAGACCACCGUCGUCAUCCAAUGUCUGGGCAAAGCAGGAUGCACGAGCGGCGUAAUCCACGUCGCCUACGGUUACGUCAACCGGCCACAAUCCACACUCCACGAACCCGCCGAAGUCUUCCACACCCGUCGACUCUCCUAUCCCGUCCUCGUCACCGUCUACCACAUGCUCGAAUGUCACCACAUGAACAUUCUUCCUUUCAACCCCUCCGACGGUCUGCCCACCCACCUGAACCUACAAGAUGGUGAAGGUGAGUCUGGGUCUGAUUCAAGACCGCAGUUGAGGAAGAAGUUGUUGAUGGCGGAGGAGGCGAGAGAGGGAGAGGAGGAUGAGGCAAAGUGGUGUUUGUUCAGUGUAGAAGUGAGGAAUACGUAUGGGCUGCCAUUCGAGGUUACAUUCGAUAGGGUGCAGGAGGGGACGCAGAGGGUCUCGACGACGUGUUCUGUCCCGCCUGGGUCUACGACUCGUGUUAUAUUGCCUGUUAAACAGUUCUUGUUACCGGAGGAGGUCGUCACACAACCGAUCCCUACGCUCUCGGACAGGCAGUUCGUCGUGGCGAAGACGAAUCUUAGCUCGAGCGAAGAGAGAGCUCAGCGGGAGCUGUUCUGGUACCGCGAAGAGUUGUUCAAGAUGGUCCGAGGUCGGUGGCGAGAGACGGGUGGCACGCGUUCAGGCGACCUUUCACUGCGACAGCAGAGGAUGUCAUUACCUAUGCUUGAACGUCUGCGUACGGAGACAGUGCGAGUGAAGAUGUCGAUGUACUCUCGCGUUGAUGAAGACGACCGCGAGGACGCCUGGACGGAGGUGCGCAGGGUGAAGGACAAAUACAUGCCCACGCCAUACGACUUCGUAUACCUGCGCACCCGAGUCACGAAUCUCUCUCCCAACCCAUUACUCCUCGCGCUGGACCUUUCCAUCGACCCAUCGGAACACGUCAUUCAGGAAGGGAUAUCUUCCGGAGUGCCCGUGGGUAGAGUCAAGAGUGGAGAGACGAAGGAGAUCGAGACGCCACUGUGCUUUGUAGCUUGUGGACGGUUCGAGAUUGGGGCAGAGGUGAGGGUCGCUCCAUUGCGAAGAGAGGAGAGGUCGUAUAGGGUCGGACUUGGACGCAUGACUGCGCUUGUUAGGUUGGAGGAUGAUGAAGAGAAGUGAUGUCGAUAAAUUAUUGUUUGGGGUCUUGUACUGGAUUUAGCAUUGUACCACCGCAUUGCUGUGCUCUAGUUUCCGCAGGCUAUGGGUAUCUGGAAGGAGUCGAGUCGCAGGGGUAUUUGAGAGGGGCGCAGGAUACGGCAGAACACAAUUGAUAGCAAAGAAUCCGAUACAGCAGCCCUUGUAGAUUAAUGUUUCGAACAAACAGUCCUCACCUCCACAAUAAAACACAAGUAUGCACCUAGGUGCACUGUAGCAUCAAUCGAAUUCCGAGUCAUCCUGCUUGAAGGCUGCUGAGUACAUCAUAAUCGUGCCAUACACCAACGAUCCGCCUAUAAUCGACAUGGCACAAGCCCCUGGCCUGAUCACUUCUGAAUGCGCGAGUACGAGUGGAAGUGCAAAGCCGGUGACAACAAUCAUGGCGGUAAUGAAGCGACCGAGAUCGACUGGUCCACCGCCUUCGCUGUAGUCUCCGAAUUCGUCACCGCCGCCGCAAUGAGAGAAGAGUGUGUUAGGAAGGGGUGCGACGACGAAUGUGAGAGCGACGAGGAGAGGAAGCCAGUUAGCCCAUAGUGCACACGAGAGGAUUAUCAUCAAGAAGCCCACGGCGAGCACGAAGGAGAGGAGGAUGACGG